Molecule: messenger RNA, 723 nt
Organism: Selaginella moellendorffii
Lineage: Eukaryota; Viridiplantae; Streptophyta; Lycopodiopsida; Selaginellales; Selaginellaceae
Product: 50S ribosomal protein L27
Exons: 3
Coding region: 47-610 (187 amino acids)
Biological process (GO): translation
Cellular component (GO): ribosome
Molecular function (GO): structural constituent of ribosome
Source: RefSeq, a predicted model, not a curated record
UUCAAUGCUAUCCCCUUCAUCGUGAGCCGUUCAUUGAGCUCUGGCUAUGGCGUCGUUAGCCUCCGCCUUCUCGGGCCUCUCUCUCGGAUCUUCCCUCUUCUCCGGCAGCGAUGGCGCGCUCCAGCGCAGGAAUCGAUUCCUCACGGCGCCGGCGAGGCUGCCGCUCUUCAUCCACGCCGCGCACAAGAAGGGUACCGGCAGCACCAAGAAUGGGCGCGAUUCGCAAGCGCAGCGGCUGGGCGUCAAGGUGUUUGGCAGCGAGACUGCCAAGCCGGGAUCUAUCAUCAUCCGCCAGAGAGGAACUAAGUUCCAUCCAGGCAACAAUGUAGGACUGGGAAGAGACUACACGAUCUAUUCCCUGAUCGAUGGAGUCGUCAAAUUCGAGAGGCUCUGGCCUGACAAACAAAAGGUGAGUGUCUAUCCCAAGAUCGAAGUUCCCGAGAAUCCCAACAGCAGGAGAGUGAAGAAGCGCGACCACUUUCGAGCGCUUCGCGUGAAGAGGAAAGCGAAAGAGCAAGCCAGAGUUGCGCGGCUCGUCGAGAUCUACAAGAGACCAGCUCGAUUCGUGCAGCCUCCGGCGAUCGCUGUAACUUCAAAGCAAGACGAGUAAAGUUCUCACGUAGUUCUUAUAAGAAGCUUACCACGGUCACAGUGCCGCGAUGUGUACAACCAACAUUCCUGGUGGAAAGAAAGGAAGAACAAAAGGAAAAAAAUUUGCAUCUA